Episyrphus balteatus (marmalade hoverfly) is the source of this 1639-nucleotide messenger RNA. RefSeq names its product TBC1 domain family member whacked (gene wkd). The coding region runs from base 437 to 1528 and encodes 363 amino acids. The record is from RefSeq and is a predicted model, not a curated record. Lineage: Eukaryota; Metazoa; Arthropoda; Insecta; Diptera; Syrphidae. The transcript has 4 exons.
AAGUGCAAUCGUGUCGUAGAAAAUUUUUAAAGAAAUUCCUUUUUCUUUUUUUAUCAAAAUAAUACAAUUUACAAAUCUGCCAAUAAAUUAAAAUCAUUUGUAAUCAAUUUAUUAUAUAUUUUAUUAUAUAAAUGUAAUAAUAUUGAGUGAGAAAAUUGUAUGAAUUACAGAGAAAAAGUGAAAACAAAAUAAAGGAAAUACCAAAUACAAAGUGGACGGACACAAAUUCAUCGUCAUACAACACACAUACAUCAUCGUCAGAACUUUACUUGUAAUUUUUAUUUUUUUGUUUUCCAAUUUAUUUUCUUUAUUUUUUUUGUUAAAAAAAAAAAUGUCGAUUGUUUAUUUAACUUUUGUGCUGGAAUUAGACGGUUAAUUUAGAACGCAUAAUAUUGCUUAACAUUUGUUAGAAUUCCCACAACAUUAAUCACAGCAAAUGGCGACUUCACCACGUUCAGCAGACACAAUAUCGUUGUGUUCAACGGUAUCAAGUUGUCCCGAUCGAAAUGGUUUCUAUGGCGGCUUUCAACGCACUGAUAAGCCUAAAGAACCUCUUUCAAAAGCACAAAUUCUAGCUCGCGAAAAGAAAUGGAUACACAUGACUGAAAAUUGGUCUAUUUAUAUGUCAAAAAAUUAUAAAAAGAUAAGAGAACGCUGUCGCAAAGGAAUACCCAAAUCAGUAAGACCCAGAGCAUGGUUUUAUCUCUCUGGUGCUUAUUUAUUGAAAAAGAAACAUGGAAAUCUUUAUGAGACACUAUUACAAAAACCCGGAAAUCCUCAAGUCAUUGAAGAAAUCAAAAGGGAUAAACAUCGACAAUUUCCUUUCCACGAAAUGUUCCUAGACGAGGAUAAAAUUGGCCAAAUUGAAUUGUUUAAUGUAUUGAAAGCAUAUUCUAUAUAUAAUCCAAAAGUGGGAUUCUGUCAAGCGCAAGCACCAAUUGCAGCAUUUUUACUCAUGCAUAUGCCAGCUGAAGAUGCAUUUUGGGUUUUUGUCAGUGUAUGUGAUGUAUAUUUGGAAGACUAUUUCAUGUCUGGCUUAGAAGUUCUUCAAAACGAUGCUGCCAUUCUUGAGGGUCUAUUAAAGAAAACCUUCCCUUCUGUCUAUCGGCAUUUACAAAAACAUAAAAUCGAGCCACUUCUCUAUAUGACAGAUUGGUUUCUAUGUGCAAUGACUCGAACACUGCCAUGGGAUACCCUCUUACGUGUUUGGGAUUGUUUCUUAGCCGAAGGCAUACGCGUAAUCUUCAAAGUAGCCCUCGUGCUACUUGGCGCAUCCCUUGGUCGGCAAAAAAUACGCAAACAAUGUAAUGGACUAAUUGAAACUCUAGAAGUCCUUAAAUCCCCACCUGAAAAAGUUCUCGAAGAGGAAUUUAUUUUGAAUAACAUCCAACGAUUGAAUCUUACAGUUCAAGAUUUUGAAAUUGAACAUACACGUCAGAAACAAAAACGAGAAAAACUGAGAAAAAUGGAACAACAACACGAACAAGCGGCGAAUGGUAGUAGUAGUGGUGGAGGAGGACCGAAGUAAAACGAAGUAGAUAGAGAAUCUACUUGAGGAUAGGCACAUAAACACCCACACACACUAAUUAUUAUAGUAGAUAACUUUUUUCUAUCGAAUAAUUUACAAUUUAUUUAUAUA